UGAAAUUUAAAACAUAUGCAGGGAUUUGAAUUAACUCGUGUUUGUUCUUGUUUAUUUCAGCGCCGGGCCAACGUGUCUGUUGACUUCUCUCAGAACAAAGCCGUGGCGGUCUAUGAGCAAGGCAGGAGAGUCUCAGAUCUGAACACUAACUACACCUACACGAUUGACGUUUCCGGUGCGUGCACCAGGUCCCCUCUGCCUGUACUCGGCUUCCUCACUAAAUGUCUCCCAGCUUCGGCCGUGUACAUGGGUUCAGUGUUCGAGGGUUUCGUCAAAAAAGUCAGCCUGGACGCGUGGCUGAUCCCCGUGAGCCAGACCAUCAACGUCACUCUGCUCACCUUCACUGAGCCGGGGCAAACUGACUCCUACUUCGUGCUCAGGAGAGAUGAAUUCCCGCAAGGACGACAGAUCACCUUUGUCAGCAACCCUGUGGCUUCCAUCCCUGACUCCAGCAUUUUCAACGUCCCCGCCGUGUGCCCAGACACCCCGGUUAAUUAAAAGAAGGAACUGCUCAGCAGAGUUUGAACAGAAGGAUGGUUCCGUUCGUUAGUUGUUCUGUUUGUUUUGGUAAAGUGUUUUACGGCGCUCGUAACUGCAUAAGGUCAUAUGAGCGCGCGGGUUAGUUGUUCUUGUUUGAUUAAACGUUGAUACAUAACAAUAACAACAACAAUAA
This is a messenger RNA of Aplysia californica (California sea hare), 673 nucleotides long. RefSeq lists its product as uncharacterized. The record is from RefSeq and is a predicted model, not a curated record. Lineage: Eukaryota; Metazoa; Mollusca; Gastropoda; Aplysiida; Aplysiidae. Bases 16 to 498 code for a protein of 160 amino acids. The transcript has 4 exons.